Messenger RNA from Oppia nitens, 2121 nucleotides. Its product is annotated as L-sorbose 1-dehydrogenase-like. NCBI's taxonomy places the organism in Eukaryota, Metazoa, Arthropoda, Arachnida, Sarcoptiformes, Oppiidae. The transcript has 3 exons. Gene Ontology annotation, molecular function: flavin adenine dinucleotide binding; oxidoreductase activity, acting on CH-OH group of donors. The record is from RefSeq and is a predicted model, not a curated record. The coding region runs from base 10 to 2121 and encodes 703 amino acids.
ACAAAAAAAAUGUACGCAAAACCGCCAAUCAGUCUCAUACUGCAGAUGCUGACCGUAUCGUUGGUGUCCAUCGAGCGGCAGACAAACUAUAACCGAUUGGUUACACCGCAACAAUCGGGUGACCAGUUAUUAAACAACAAAGAGUACGACUAUAUAGUUAUUGGAUCGGGAACUGGUGGCGGUAUUGUUACGGGACGUCUAGCCGAGAGUCUACCCGACCAUAGUAUACUAUUGCUUGAGGCUGGCGGUCCGCAAACAGUGGUCAGCGAUAUACCGGCCAAUGCCGACGGUUUGCUGGAAACGGAUAUUGAUUGGCAAUUUCGUACACAACCGCAACCAUAUUUUACGGGUGUCGGUGUCGACUAUAAUAUGGGUAGACUGUUGGGCGGGUCGUCAUCGUUCAAUGGUAUGCAUUAUAAUCGAGGUAAUCGGCGACACUAUGAUGAAUGGUCCCAAAAGUACGGUGCCAUAGGCUGGUCCUAUGAGGAACUCAUACCCUAUUGGUUGAGAUCGGAAAAUAAUACCGACCAGCAGAUAGUUGCCGCCAAUCCCCGAUUGCAUGGUACCAGCGGACCGUUGGUAGUAUCGUCGGAUACUAGUCCCCGGCCAGUCAUACAAUUGCACGAACAGGCAGUUAUGGAAUUGGGCAUUCCCCGAUUGGACAUUAACGGCCCGCGACAGGCGGGCACUAUGAUAGCCCAGUCCAACAUCGAUGCCGGUAUCCGACAGAGUGUGGCCACCGCUUAUCUGACGCCGCGACCGAAAAACGUGGACAUCCUAUGCGAAGCCUAUGUUACCCAAAUAUUGUUUGACGGACAACAUACAGGUGAUGGUGGUGGUGGUAGUGGUCUGACGGCUACGGGCGUCAAAUUUGAUCGCAAAGGUCAAACCUAUACGGUCAGGGCCCGAAAGGAGGUCAUACUAUCGGCCGGUGUGGUUAUGUCGCCGAAAAUACUGAUGCUAUCGGGUAUUGGUCACCGAAAACAUCUGGAAUCACUGGGGAUACCAGUCCUGCUAGACUUGCCCGUCGGCGACAACAUACAGGAUCAUCCGGCAUCGACAAUACAUACCAUAAUCGACCCGCGCGUAACUGGUAUCCCAGGUGCCGGUAUGACUACCCAACAACUGUUUCAGCUGUAUCUGAACGGUACCGGACCGCUGGCCCGUGGUACCAAUUCGAUGACCUACUUGAGCUCGUCGACCAACCCGGAUCCCGAGUGGCCAAACGUUUUUUUCUACUCCACGGCCCGCUAUAACGGCAAUCUGGCCGUAAUGAUCAACGAAUUUCCGUCCUAUUUGGCCGCUUGGCGUCAAUAUUUCGAGCCGUAUAACAAUACUUUCAUAUUGGAGUCGUCGCCCCAUCUAUUCAUAUGUCGGUCAUUCGGUACCGUACGGUUGGCCUCGAAAAACCCGUACGUCCAGCCAUUAAUUGACCCGCGAAUGUUGGCCGAUCCACGCGAUUAUGCCGAUAUGGUCGACAUAACCAAAUGGGUACUACGUUUCCUACAGACAUCAACCUUCGCCAAAUGGAUCCGUUGGAUACCCCAACCGAUACCCGGCUGCCAGUACUGUAAGGAUGGCCGUCCGCUAUGGGAUUGCGAUCCGUAUGUCCAGUGUCUCAUACGUAUGACUGGUAAGUCGGGCUAUCAUUACGGCGGAGGCAAUCGUAUGGGUGAUCCCCGCCGAUCGGAUACUGUUGUCGAUCCACGUUUGCGGGUCAAACAUAUCCAGCAAUUGCGUGUAUGCGACGGUUCGGUAAUGCCUGAGAUACCCAAUUCAAAUACCAAUGCAGCGGUCAUAGCAAUUGGUGAAAAGUGUGCCGAUAUGAUUAUUGAGGACAACCAUCUCAAUAAUAAUAAUAAUGACGGCUAUUAUCCUAAUAUGGAUGAUGGACAUACCGUACCGUUGAAGGUCAGUGCCAGCAGUAGCUAUACUCUAGGCGACUAUAGUAGUAGUAGUAGUAGUAAUGGUGGUCAUAGUAGUAGUAGUAGUAGGGAUAUAAGCACCGGGAUCAGCACCUAUGGCGAUAGGUUAGUACCAAUAAGCAGUGGUAGCAGUGGUAGUAGUAGUAGUAGUAGUAAUGGUGACACACAUUAUGUUAGUCAAUGGUAUAAAAAAUAA